GCGUGCUUCGUCAAAGUCGAAACAAUCCAGCAAGAUCCUAUCCAAAUUGCAGUCGGCAGCUUGUCCGUUUUGAGCCUCGUCUUCCACGUCAGUGUUCAGCCGCCUCGAUACACAUACUUCGCGACUGUUGAGUACGAUGGUGUCUUGUGCGAGUUUAAUAUCGGUGCUGACUUUGUACCUAGGCGUAGCGCACGCGAUACGCUUUCACAUAAAGCCCAACACCAAGCGCUGCCUCAAGGAUGAGGUGCUCAAAGACGUGCUUGUUUCCGGCGAGUACCACGUCUCCGAAACGCCGGGCCACAAGACGGACCUGACAGUAAAAGACAGCAACGGACACAUACUGUACAACAAGGACGACAUUAAGGAAGGCAAGUUUGCCUUUACCACUGAUGCGUAUGAUGUGUACGAGGUCUGCUUCACCACCAAGAUGCCUAGCGAGGUCAAAGGUGGUGACCGGGAGGUCCAGCUGACGCUCAAGCAUGGUGCAGAAGCCAAGAAUUACCAAGGCUUAGCCGAAGUUGGCAAGCUGAAGCCACUUGAGAUGAAACUGCAGCAGCUGGAGGAUCUCUCGGAAGCAGUGGUGAAGGACUUUGCGUACAUGCGCCAACGGGAAGAGGAAAUGCGCGAUACCAACGAGUCGACCAACUCGCGGGUCCUCUACUUUUCCAUCUUCUCCAUGUGUUGCUUGCUCGGCCUGGCGACCUGGCAAGUCCUCUACCUGAGGCGGUUCUUCAAGGCAAAGAAACUCAUAGAGUGAAGAACAACAAACUGUUUUACAGGAUGGGCUGUGAGUGUUUGUGGAGGGGGGCACAUACUGAUGGGGCAAAUAAAAAAAAAAAACACUUUCCUUACAUUUAGUAUGUGGAAGUGCACACACAGAAAGCUUUUUUUUUUCUUAACCUCUGAGAAGGAACAGCUUUUCUAUUAGCAUGGCUAUUGAUAUUGUAUCUAUGGCCCCCUUUAUAACUUGUUCAGCGCCGGCUACAUUUCGAAGGGUUGUCUGCUGUGAAAGUGUUGCAAGAGAAGCAGUGUCGCUUGGCGUUGCACCUCUCGAAUCAAACAUGGCACUGUGUAAAUAGAAAUUUCAUAAAUAAUUAUUUGCUCUCACGUGUGGUACUUACAUUAACACUACCAAGUAUUGUGUCGGUAGCAUCUCUUUGUCUGCAUGUGUACGGAUUAGCUGGCUUUGAAAUUCCGGAGUUUGUGAGGGCACACCAAAAGUUGGGUCAAGUCACAAUGUCCGAUCAAAGUCAUUGGGUCUUUCAUGUUUGCACUAGUUCGAAGUAAGCCGUUUUGAGCAUCGGAGCACAUUGAAGUGUCCCGCUUAUAUGUCUCGGUGACCUCAUCUAUAUUCAUGAAUAACUCUGUUAACUUUAUAGGAGGAAGGCUUUAGGGACAGAUUAUCUGCACUUAUAUGUAUCAGAUCGUGAUGGACAGGCACACAUAAAUUCCAGACCUUCUUUAUGUCUGCAUCCGGAAGCGUUGUUUAUUUGUGAUUGAAAAAUAAACAUGACCGGAGAAAUCUGUGCAUUAUCUUGGCAUUUGUGGUUGUGUUAUGAGCAAAAAAUAAAUAAAAGCAUCAAAUACUGGUACACCA
This is a messenger RNA of Rhipicephalus microplus (southern cattle tick), 1597 nucleotides long. RefSeq names its product Transmembrane emp24 domain-containing protein bai (gene bai). The record is from RefSeq and is a predicted model, not a curated record. Lineage: Eukaryota; Metazoa; Arthropoda; Arachnida; Ixodida; Ixodidae.